Messenger RNA from Spodoptera frugiperda (fall armyworm), 3568 nucleotides. RefSeq names its product glucoside xylosyltransferase 1 (gene shams). Gene Ontology annotation, biological process: protein O-linked glycosylation via N-acetylgalactosamine. Gene Ontology annotation, molecular function: UDP-xylosyltransferase activity. The record is from RefSeq and is a predicted model, not a curated record. NCBI's taxonomy places the organism in Eukaryota, Metazoa, Arthropoda, Insecta, Lepidoptera, Noctuidae. The transcript has 6 exons. Bases 98 to 1204 code for a protein of 368 amino acids.
UGUUGUUUGUUGUCAAUUGUCAACAGUUGUCAAUGAAGUAAAUUAAAAGUAUGUUGUGAAUUUCUAAUUUCUAUGCAUUUUCUAGGCAAAUAAAAAUAUGAAAAGGUUCUCACUUAAGUUCAUGAUUUUUAUGUUAUUGAGUACAUUCACUGUUUUAUAUUUAUAUUCUAAAGUUAGCAAUAACAGUAAAUAUGCUGUUAACGAGCGGCCUGUGCCUUCCAAGGCUUCCAUUAUCAAAGAACCUACACAGAUAGAGAGGGUUGUAUUAUCCUUCGUAGUAUGUGACUCGAGAUUCAACGAAUCCUUGAACGUGGUUAAGUCUGUGUUACUGUUUUCAAGAGUUCACAUACACUUCGUAAUAUUCGCUGAUGACAAUUUAAGACCAAAGUUCAAUGAAACAUUAACAAAAUGGAAGCAAAUAACAAAUAACCAGCUGAGCUUUGAGCUUCAUAGAGUAAGCUUUCCACAAGAACAUGAGCAAGAUUGGAUGAACCUGUUUAGCAAAUGUGCAGCUCAACGAUUAUUUAUUCCUGAACUAAUACCUCACAUAGAUGCUAUGAUAUAUGUGGACACAGACACCCUGUUCCUGGGGCCUGUGGAGGAGCUGUGGCACUACUUCACACAGUUCAAUUCCUCACAGAUGUCUGCAAUGGCACUGGAAGACGACAACCCUAAUGUGUCUUGGUAUCCGAGAUUUGCUAAACAUCCAUUUUAUGGCAAAUUCGGCCUCAACUCAGGUGUGAUGUUAAUGAACUUGACGAGAAUGCGAACAUUUGGCUGGGUGGAAUAUGUCACGCCUAUUAUGUUGAAAUGGAAGCUCUAUAUACCUUGGGGUGAUCAGGACAUAAUAAAUAUAAUAUUUCAUUACCACGAGCGUGCAGUGCACGUGUUGUCGUGCCGGUACAACUACCGCUCGGACCAGUGCAUGUACGGCGACGCCUGCGCCGACGCUACUGACCGCGGCAUCUUCCUGCUGCACGGCAGUCGGAGAGCAUUCCAUAAUAACAAGCAACCAGCUUUUCAGGCAAUAUAUCGUGCAAUAGACGAAUACGAAAUCGGGACGGAUCCCUCGAAGUAUGUACUUACAAACAUGGACAGGUAUUUCACCGAGGCGCCCCCCUCCAACUGCGGCAACUUGAAGGAAGCUUUCCUUAAAGUUCCAACACAGACAUUUAGCAAUCUAUACCCACCGCCCGACAGAUAGCGCCGUAUCGUUGGAUGUGUAUCAAUGUAACAUAUCAGGGUUUUAUUUCAUAUUACUUAUUUAUAUACCAUGUUUUAUGCAACUAACAUUUCAUUAUUAAGAGAACAAGUUAUAUUUUUUAUUAGAAACAAUUAUUUGUAUCGAAUUAUGAACAUGACACGCCUAUUUUGUAAUAGAAUGGAAGUUUAUUGUUUUGACAUAUUUUAAAUGUAUUUAAUACCAAUAGUAUUAUUAGGUACUUGAGGGAUUCUUUAUAAAUUAGUGAAAAGUAUGUAGUUAUUAUAUUUUAUAUGUUCAAUUCUGCUUACGUGUAUUAUCUACUGGGAAUAGAUUUUUGCUACAUGGACAAACAUUCUAUCAUUAGUAGAAAAAUCUACCGGCCAUAGUAAAUAUAGGCCAUUAAAAUGUCAUAUCUAGCAUUACAUUAGAAUGUGGUAAAUAAUGGUAAUACUCAACCAACUCAACCCCAGUUAUUGUGUGACAGAUAGUACGAAAUCCAGAUAUAUGUAAUAUGAUAUGUAGAAUUAGAAACAUAAUACGUGUGUAUAGGGAUCUGGGCUCAUCAAUAUGAGCAUGUGUGACAGGCGUGAUAAGGCUUGGAACAACAAAUCAUUGACCGCACAAAGUAGCUGAUAAGAUUAGGAGAUGUGUCACAAUAGAAAUGAUAAAUAAUAUUUAUUUAUAUAAUUUUUAUUUAUGAAGUAUUAAGAUAGCUCUCUACGACAGGUAUCUCACUGUAGUUGUAUAGUUUCGAUAACUUAAUGCUCUACAAUCAUGUGUGUAAUUAUGUAAACCACAGUCAUGCACUACAUACUUUUGUAAAAAAUGUUUUGCAGAAACAAAGAACAAAUAUUAAUUGUCUAUUAAAAAACUCAGUUGAACAAUGUAUGUAUUAGGAAAUUAAUAAAGUUGUUUUUAUCCUCAUUGUAGAUCAAAUUGAGAUUAUAGAUUGCUCUAAGCAAAUAUAUUACCGUUUAAGAUGAAACUUGAUUGCUUGUAUUAAUGUAAUUACAUAUGAUUACUACCAAUAAAUGUCAACAUUAAAUAUGUAUACAUACUAUGUAGCAGGCAAACAAUGCUUAGUUGUGCUCGACAUAGUAAUUAAUAUGAACCGGUUUUCGAUUCACAUAGCGUUAUAACCGAGGCAUUGUCAACGUUUGCCAGUACUGACUUGCUAAUUGAAAUAAAAGGUAUGCAGGUACAUACUAACUUGAAUCCUUUUAACACAGUACAUGGCCAAUAUUAUAAAGAAGAAUAUAUUUAUUGUUUGCAUUGCAAUAGGCUCCGAAAUUGUAGAAUCGACUCUAAAAGUUCUUCCACCAAUGGCAAGCUUACUAUUCAGGGGGUAACAUAGAUUACUGUUUAUCCCGAUCCCAAUUUUCCUAGGAUCGAGCUCAAGACAAAAGAUAUUGUUAAAAAGUUCUAACUUCUAUUGUAAUAAAGUUUUAAUUCGUGUGCAGUUAAUGGAACAAAGGAAUAUUAUAGUUUUUUAUAUUAUUUAUAAUUAUAAUAGGUAUAACUAUGAUAGAUAUCUCGCGUCAAGCUAAAUUAACUUGUUAUCAAGGUCACGACUGAGGUCGGCUCCGAUCUGCUUUGUAUUUGAUAAUUUGUGUCGAUAUUUUCUAUGGACGUCUUCUUAUCUGAACUUGGACCAAGACAAUGGUUUAUUAAUAUGUACACUUGAUACGCUUUCAUAUUAUCAGCUAUUUGUUUUUGAUAAAAGAGGUUGAGCACGUCAAUAAAAUAGGACGAAACUAGUUCCUUAUGGUCUUUUUUAAGGGGGAAGAUCAUUCAAUGAUUUCUUUCGCGUUGGGCGAGGCGAGAGUUCCUUAAGGCCUAAGAUUACACUCCUGUGUUGUGGAUGUUAAAUAAAGCACAUCCGGGAAUUGAGCCCGCGACAUGGGAGCGGUGCAUUCUCUUAACGUAGUAUGUUUGAACAACAUUAGAGAAAAACGAAAACAAUGGUCAGUAAGAGUAUAACAGGUUCCUGGAUCUAGCUGACCUAAGACAAGUGUGCUCAAGGUAAACUUGUCAUUGAAAGGGUCAUCCAUAACACAAGUGUCGACGAAGAUUUAGCCAAUAUCUGUGUAAACAUAUAUCUAUUUCACCAAACCUUAAAACAAAUAUUGAUGUACAUUGACUAUGUAGUAUAACCUCCUGUAUUCAACUAAUUAUUAUCCAUAUCUUAUUAUGAAAAUAAUUUCAUAGAAGCUGGUAUACAUAGAAUUAAGUUACUGUAUAUAAUUAUAAUUUAGUUUUAUUAUGACAAAAGUAUUCAAUCUGCCUCAUAACAUUUAAGUUUAACAUUUGUAUUUCAAAUAAUUUUAUUGCAAAUAUACAUUUUGUUUUUUCUGGUUCCUUUAA